Molecule: messenger RNA, 2244 nt
Organism: Fusarium mangiferae
Lineage: Eukaryota; Fungi; Ascomycota; Sordariomycetes; Hypocreales; Nectriaceae
Exons: 3
Coding region: 1-2244 (747 amino acids)
Biological process (GO): translational initiation
Cellular component (GO): eukaryotic translation initiation factor 3 complex
Molecular function (GO): RNA binding; translation initiation factor activity; translation initiation factor binding
Source: RefSeq, a predicted model, not a curated record
AUGGCGCCCUCUUUCGACCACCUCCGCGAGGCCGACCUUGACGAUGACGAGUUCAACGACGAUGAUAUUGACAUCUCCGAUCUGCGAGAACGAUUCGAGGUAUCGCUGGAGCAAGGCUAUGACAGCUUCGUGGUUAUCGAUGGCCUGCCUCAAGUCACAGAGGAGCAGAAGCCGAAGCUUGUCAAGUUCUUGUUGAAGAAGCUCAACACAGUCGGCAAGACACGUGAGGACUUGAUACAUAUGCCCAUGGGUGACGAUGGAAAGUCUUUCCGAUUUGCCUUUGUCGAGUACGGUUCGCCCGCUGAGGCUGCUGCCGCUACUCGCGAGCUCGACCUCACCCCCCUCGACAAGAAGCACAUUCUCCGCGUCAACAAGUUCACCGACAUCGAGCGAUAUGGACGAGAAGGCCGUAUCGAUGAGACCUACCAACCCCCUCACAUCGACGAGUUCACCGAGAAGGAGCAUCUGCGAUGGUUCCUCAAGGAUCCCUCAGGCCGUGGCCGAGACCAGUUCGUUAUGUACAAGGGCGAGAGCGUCGGCGUCUACUGGAACAACGAGAAGGAUCAACCUGAGAACAUUGUUGAGCGACAGCACUGGACUGAGACAUUUGUCCAGUGGUCUCCUCUCGGCACAUACCUCACCUCUGUCCAUGCCCAGGGUGUCCAGCUUUGGGGCGGUCCUUCAUGGACACGACAGGCCCGAUUUGCUCACCCCUUCGUGAACCUGGUCGCUUUCUCUCCUGGCGAGAAGUACAUCGUCACCUGGUCUAACCGCCCUAUCUCCAUCCCCGACGAGGGUCACCCCGCCCUCUCGAUCGACGACCAUGGCAAGAACUACGUGAUCUGGGACAUCGCUACCGCUAAGCCUCUGCGAUCUUUCGCCAACCUCGAACCCCCCAAGGUGGAGGAUGGCAAGCCCCCGCCUAAGAUGCAGUGGCCUGCCUUCAAGUGGUCUGCUGACGACAAGUACGUUGCCCGUCUGAACCCCGGCCAGUCCAUCUCCGUAUACGAACUCCCCCGCAUGAACCUUCUCGACAAGACUUCCAUCAAGAUUGAGGGUGUUGUAGACUUCGAUUGGGCUCCUGCUACCCCCAAGCGCGAUGGUGUCAAGGACUACGAGCAGCUCUUCUGCUACUGGACUCCUGAAAUCGGCAGCAACCCUGCCAAGGUCGGCUUGAUGAGUGUUCCCUCAAAACAGGUCGUUCGAUCCCUGAACCUCUUCAGCGUCAGCGACGCUAAGCUUCACUGGCAAUCCGAGGCUGCCUACAUUUGUGUCAAGGUCGACAGACACUCCAAGUCGAAGAAGUCUCAAGCAACCACACUCGAGAUUUUCCGUGUCAAGGAGAAGGGCGUCCCUGUUGAGGUCGUUGACACUAUUAAGGAUACCGUUAUCAACUUUGCCUGGGAGCCCAAGGGUGACAGGUUUGCUAUCAUCUCCACAACCGAGCCCGUGGGCGUUACUGCUGUCCCUCCCAAGACUGCAGUUUCCUUCUUCUGCCCUGAGAAGGCCAAGAAGGGCCAACAAGUGGGUAACUUCAAGCACCUCCGAACGCUUGACAAGAAGAACAGCAACGCCAUCUACUGGUCACCCCGUGGUCGCUUUGUUGUUAUUGCCACCAUUGCCAACCAGCAGAGCUCCGAUCUAGACUUCUUCGACCUUGAUUUCGAGGGCGAGAAGCCCGAGUCCGACAAGGACCUUACCGCCAACCUCCAGGCUAUGAACACCGCCGACCACUACGGUGUCACAGAUGUUGAGUGGGACCCUUCAGGCCGAUUCGUCGCCUCGUGGGCUUCUGCUUGGAAGCACUCGAUGGAAAAUGGUUACCACAUUUACGAUUUCAAGGGUGAGGCUCUACGAGAAGAGCCCUUUGAGAAGUUCAAGCAGUUCUCAUGGCGCCCUCGGCCCGCGACUCUGCUCACCAAGGAGGAACAGAAGGCUGUGCGCAAGAACCUUCGAGAAUACAGCCGCGUCUUUGAGCAAGAAGAUGCUGACCGUGGUGCGUCCGCUGACUUGGCUGUGGUUGAGGCUCGCCGACACAUGCUCGAGGAGUGGUACAACUGGCGCGAGUCCGUCGAGGGCGAGAUUCUGGAGGAGCGCGAAGCUCUUGGCCUACCAAAGGAUCCUCAUGCUCCUCUGCUAGAGGCCUACACAAAGUCUCUCGAGGGCUUAACAUCAGAGGCUGAUCGGGUGAUUGAGGAGAUUGUGGAGGAGGUUAUUGAGGAGAGUGAGGAGAUCCUCGCAUAG